Hypanus sabinus (Atlantic stingray) is the source of this 3490-nucleotide messenger RNA. RefSeq names its product V-type proton ATPase 116 kDa subunit a 4-like. The transcript has 22 exons. Gene Ontology annotation, biological process: vacuolar acidification; proton transmembrane transport. Gene Ontology annotation, molecular function: ATPase binding; proton-transporting ATPase activity, rotational mechanism. Lineage: Eukaryota; Metazoa; Chordata; Chondrichthyes; Myliobatiformes; Dasyatidae. The record is from RefSeq and is a predicted model, not a curated record. The coding region runs from base 608 to 3148 and encodes 846 amino acids. Gene Ontology annotation, cellular component: plasma membrane; vacuolar proton-transporting V-type ATPase, V0 domain; vacuolar proton-transporting V-type ATPase complex.
AUAGAGUCAAGACUUGUGAUGUAUGUUUCAGUGGCAUCUUUUCUUUUAAUAAACCUGUUCUGUAAGUUCUAGCCUAUGUCACGGUCAGAUGGUGUGCUUAUGAAGCUGCUCCGCAGAUCCUCCGAGAAUAUUAUUGGUCCUGCGUGAGGAUCAGUCCAGCUGCAAAGGGCAGGGCAGUUUGCCUCAGAGCAAAAUGCUGAAAAGUUAAUGGCUUGAAACACACUUGGCUUUCGGGGCAGGUCGGGAGAGAACAGCCAGCAAGGUGCUCUCUGCGGGUCAAGUCGUCUCUGAUUUCCGAGCCCGUACUUUGCGACGCUGAGCUCCUGACCACCGGCUUAGUGACUCCGACCCCGUGCCAAGUGCUGGCAGAGGUGGGCCAGGAGACUGCGAAUCUUCCCGCCCAGUUAUCAGCUUUACUGCUCAUUGGGAUCAAAACAGGAAAUGAGCCACUGUGAAUGAUAUAGCAGCAGCCAACUCCCACUGCUCCCUACCCACAGCCCACACAUCAGGCAUUGCACGUAGGACCGGGCUGCUCCCUUCGGAUCAGCAAUUGUCCCGGCUACACGGCAGGUGGAUUGGGACUCAUCUCCACACUUGAAACGGCAGGAUGGCAUCAUUGUUCCGAAGUGAGGAGAUGUGUCUGACCCAACUAUUCCUGCAAGUGGAGGCUGCCUAUUGCUGCAUUUCUGAGCUGGGAGAGUUGGGCUUCAUGCAGUUCCGUGAUCUGAAUGCAAGUGUCAAUUUGUUCCAGCGGAAAUUUGUAAAUGAAGUCAGGCGCUGUGAAGUGAUGGAGAGAAUUCUUCGAUUUCUGGAAAUUGAAAUGGAAAGGGAUGUGAUUGUCGUCCAGGAUGAUGGAGAGAAUCCACAGGCUCCUCUUCCAAAAGACAUGAUUGACCUGGAGGUUGUCCUCGAAAAGCUGGAGCAUGAUUUGAGGGAGGUCAACCAGAACCAGCAGACUCUCAAACAAAACUUUCUUGAGCUCACUGAGCUCAAACACCUGUUAAAGAAAACACAGGACUUCUUUGAGACUGAAGCAAAUUUAACUGAAGAUUUCUUUAGUGAAGACACCAUGCACCUGUUGGAAUUGCAGACUGCAACUGCAGUGAUUGCACCUGGCAGACUGGGGUUUAUGGCUGGUGUGAUUCGUAGGGAGAGGAUGGCUGCCUUUGAACGCCUGUUGUGGAGAGCUUGCAGAGGAAAUGUCUACAUGAAGCAGUCAGAGAUGGAAGUCCCACUGGAAGAUCCAAGCACACAUGUAGAGGUGCAGAAGAAUGUGUUUAUCAUCUUCUUUCAAGGGGAGCAGCUGCGACACAAAGUAAAGAAGAUUUGUGAUGGGUUCCGUGCCACCGUGUACCCGUGUCCCGAGUCUGCCAGUGAGCGGCGAGAGAUGGCUGCUGGUGUGAAGACGCGCAUUGAGGACUUGAAUACAGUUCUUAACCAGACAGAAUCCCAUCGCCGCCGUGUUCUGCAGGAGGCAGCCAAAAACCUGCGGAACUGGCAGGUGAAGGUGAAGAAAAUGAAGGCUAUUUACCACACCCUGAACCUGUGCAACAUCGAUGUGACUCAGCAGUGCCUCAUUGCAGAGACGUGGUGCCCUGUGGCUGACAUGGAUAGGAUCAAGAGGGCACUCAACCAGGGGAAGGAGCGCAGUGGUUCCAGUGUUGAUCCGAUCAUGACUGUUGUGCAGACCCAAAUGGCCCCACCCACCUUCAACAGGACUAAUAAGUUCACAGCUGGGUUCCAGAACAUUGUGGAUGCCUAUGGAGUUGGGACUUACCGUGAAAUGAAUCCUGCUCCCUAUACAAUCAUCACAUUUCCAUUCCUAUUUGCUGUCAUGUUUGGAGAUUGUGGCCACGGAGCAGUCCUCCUGGGGUUUUCCCUCAUCAUGAUCAUUAAUGAAAAAAGCUUUGCUGCCCAGAGAGGUGGCAACGAGAUCUGGAAUACUUUCUUCAGUGGACGCUAUCUCAUUCUGUUGAUGAGCAUAUUUUCUAUUUACACUGGAUUUAUCUACAAUGAUUGCUUCUCAAAAUCCUUCAACAUAUUUGGAUCCUCAUGGCAUGUCCGGGGGAUGUUCCAUAAUGGAACAUGGAAUGAGGCGGUCGUUUCAAAUAACCUGUUACUGCAGUUAGACCCUGCUGUAUCGGGAGUAUUCUCAGGAAACCCCUACCCAUUUGGCAUUGAUCCGAUCUGGAACAUUGCCUCAAACAAGCUAACUUUCCUCAACUCGUACAAGAUGAAGAUGUCGGUCAUCCUCGGUGUCACUCACAUGGUGUUUGGUGUUGUCAUUAGCCUUUUCAACCACAUCUACUUUAAAAGCAAAAUCAACAUUUUCCUUCAGUUCAUACCAGAAAUGAUCUUCAUCUUGAGCUUAUUUGGUUACCUGAUCUUCAUGAUUAUUUUUAAGUGGUGUUAUUACCAUGUUGGGACUUCUCAGUCUGCUCCCAGUAUUUUAAUCCACUUCAUCAACAUGUUCCUGUUCUCCUACAAUGAUUCUUCCAUUGCAUCCUUAUACCACUAUCAGAAGGAGAUACAGAGCUUUUUGGUCAUCAUUGCACUCAUUUCUGUCCCCUGGAUGCUACUCUUCAAGCCUUUUAUUUUGCGAUCAAAUCACAAGAGAGCUCUGCAAGCGUUGGCGACUACUCAAGAGUCGGCAACUACCCAAGAGAAUGUCUAUGUGAAUGUAGCUGAUGCAGACAUGAUGCAGACCCAGCAAAGGAACUCCACUGACCAUGCUGAUGACCAUGGGGACCAACAUGGCGAAGAGUUUGACUUUGGUGAUAUUUUUGUGCACCAAGCAAUCCACACUAUUGAGUACUGUCUCGGUUGCAUCUCCAACACUGCUUCCUAUCUCCGGCUCUGGGCUCUAAGUUUGGCUCAUGCAGAGCUGUCUGAAGUCCUUUGGACCAUGGUCAUGCACAUUGGACUGAGUAGUGCUUCCUGGGGUGGUCUGAUUGGUGUCUUCAUCAUUUUUGCAAUUUUUGCUGUGUUAACCGUUGCCAUUCUGUUAGUGAUGGAAGGAUUGUCAGCCUUUCUUCAUGCACUGCGUCUUCAUUGGGUGGAGUUCCAGAACAAGUUCUACAGUGGAGCUGGCCACAAGUUUAACCCCUUCUCAUUCAAAUCGAUUCUAGAUGGAAAUCCAGAUGAAUGAAAUGGAAUUUAAAAUGAAACAUUGAAACAAAAGACAUCUAAGCUAUAGAUUCAAAAGAUUGUUUAAAUUGAAAUCAAAUCACCCAUGGAUCUUGCUAAUCAAUUAACAUAAAAAUUGUUGAUAUUUAAAGAGACGUACAUCUUAAAAUUUAAAUUUUUCAAGUAUAGGAAUACCAAUAUGCAGGUGAUAUUUUGAGGGGGUUGUGGAGAGAAAGUUAUGGUAAAAUAGAGCAUGUAUAUGGCAAAUGUAUUCAGUAUCCCUGUGUUCAUAUUCGUAUUCUCUGCAUAAAAUGUGACUUUUUCUGGGGGGAGAAACAAAAAUCUAAUUUUGAUUACCUAAAAA